Messenger RNA from Diabrotica virgifera virgifera (western corn rootworm), 1893 nucleotides. RefSeq names its product isocitrate dehydrogenase [NADP], mitochondrial. Gene Ontology annotation, biological process: isocitrate metabolic process. The record is from RefSeq and is a predicted model, not a curated record. The coding region runs from base 148 to 1479 and encodes 443 amino acids. NCBI's taxonomy places the organism in Eukaryota, Metazoa, Arthropoda, Insecta, Coleoptera, Chrysomelidae. Gene Ontology annotation, cellular component: mitochondrion. The transcript is spliced from 7 exons. Gene Ontology annotation, molecular function: magnesium ion binding; NAD binding; isocitrate dehydrogenase (NADP+) activity.
GAUCCCUCCAUUUCAUUAUCGCCAGCUUUCCGUCGGUAUCCGCCUCCCCACGCUGCACAAAAUCGUACCUUUUCCACUGCGUAUCGAGUCAGACAAACCGAGUUCCAUAUCAAAAAUUUAUAAGUUCAUCCUAAAAGUGAGGUUAAAAUGGCCGGUACCCUAACAAAAUUCUGCAAAAAUUUAAAAGAUGUGUCUGCCGUUAAAAAUGGUGUUCUAGCGCCUGCUGUCUACGUUCAAAAUCGCAACUAUGCUAGUGGAAAAAGGGUUGAAGUGGCGAAACCCGUCGUCGAGAUGGACGGUGAUGAAAUGACCAGAAUCAUUUGGCACAAGAUUAAGGAAUCGCUCAUUUUUCCUUACGUUAAACUCGAAUGUCUUUACUUCGAUUUGGGGCUACCAUACAGGGACCAAACUAAUGAUCAGGUGACCAUUGAUGCUGCACAUGCCAUCUUAAAACAUAAUGUCGGAAUUAAAUGUGCAACGAUUACACCAGACGAACAGAGAGUAGAAGAAUUUAAACUAAAAUCGAUGUGGAAAUCUCCAAAUGGAACCAUAAGAAAUAUUCUUGGAGGAACAGUAUUCAGAGAACCUAUUUUAUGUAAAAACAUUCCAAGACUAGUACCUGGUUGGACUCAAUCCAUGGUAAUUGGUCGUCAUGCACACGGUGAUCAAUACAAGGCUGUGGAUAUUGUUGUAGAGAAACCUGGAAAGCUAGAAUUAGUCUUAACAACUGAUGACGGCAAAGAACAGAGGACAGAAGUGUUCAGAUACAAAGGCGCAGGUGUGGGGAUGGCUAUGUACAACACAGACGAAAGUAUUGAAUCAUUUGCUCACUCUUCAUUCCAAGUUGGUCUUCAAAAGGGCUGGCCAGUAUACUUAUCCACGAAAAAUACCAUUUUGAAAAAAUAUGAUGGUAGAUUCAAGGAUAUAUUCCAGGAAAUCUUCGAUAAACACUACAAAGCCCAGUUUGACGCCAAAAAGAUCUGGUACGAGCAUCGUCUUAUCGACGACAUGGUAGCCCAAGCUAUUAAGUCUUCAGGAGGAUUCGUAUGGUCUUGCAAGAACUACGAUGGAGACGUCCAAUCAGAUGUAGUUGCCCAGGGUUAUGGAUCUUUGGGUAUGAUGACUUCAGUAUUGAUGUGUCCCGAUGGAAAGACAAUCGAAUCGGAAGCUGCUCACGGAACAGUAACUAGACAUUAUAGGAUGCACCAAAAAGGCCAGCAAACCUCAACCAAUCCCAUCGCGUCCAUCUUCGCGUGGACCAGAGGCCUAAUCCACCGUGGAAACCUCGAUGGUAACAAAGAUCUCGUCAAUUUCGGCAACAAGUUAGAACAAGCUUGCAUAGACACAGUUGAAAGCGGAAAAAUGACCAAAGAUUUGGCAGCCUCCAUCCAUGGACUCCCCAACGUUAAGGAGGGAAUGUUCUUGAGUACCCAAGACUUUUUAGAAGCUAUUUCGGAACAAUUAAAAAGAUCCGUUUGAUGAUCAUUUUAAUGUAAAUCAGUUUUUUCAUUACGACAGUCCCAGAAGUUUUUCUAUAAAAAGUUUUAACAAUUUUUUACUUUUGUUUUAUUGUUAACUAUGUCGAAUUAGACAAGUUAGCACAAGCAGACUGAUACAAACGCUGUUUUAACGUGCAUUUUAAGUAGUUCAAUAUUUAUUUUCAAAAUGUUUUACCCUUUUGGGACUUCUCUUUUACAUAAAACCUAAGAGUAAGGCGUGGAUGCUAUUUUGUGGAUGCUGAGAUUAACACAACCUCUUAGGCAACAUCAUUUUUAGGUAAUUUUUCAUUGUUUAUGUCCAUCUUUCAUUUAUAUCGGUCAUAAUUUAUUUUUAAUGUAAUUUUAGUAAGUAAAUCAUUUACUUUGAACAGUGAAAUAAAAAAGUAUUUUUGUA